GUUACUCCCACUCCGCUGCUGCAAAAUCAUCCAUACAUUGAGGCCUUUUCAGUUCCAUGCGGUGGGAUUACUGAUUCCGAGCGUUGAAUCCGAGUUUGGCCGGCAACCAUAUGCACUGAAUGAGAAGAAUAUGAUUGGACUGUUCCUAUGGUCAACCCACUGGAUUGAAACGCCAACGUGUGGGACCCAGUGGUCCUCCGCGCCGACCCUUUUAGGGCGGACAGUUCUGCAAGCCUCCCUCUCCAGUCUCAAGUCUGUCCAGCGUUAGCCUAAGGGGUCUGUGUGAAACUCCAUCUCCAUGUACAGGCUUGCAGCCUCCCGCCUCAGGGCCUUAACGGCCCGUUCAUGGACUGGGGCAUCAGCCAGAUUUGCAAGCUCAAGUUCCGUUACCACAAAACAACCGUCUUCUGGCUCAGGUGAUAUAUUUGGUUGGCUCACUGGAGAGCGAUCCGUGCCCUUACCUCCUCUGGAUUUUCCACUUCCAAGCAUCACACUUCCACCUCCUCUGCCAGAUCAUUUUGAGCCAGGUAAAACCAAGGUUACUACACUUCCAAAUGGUGUCAAGGUGGCCUCCGAAACAUCAGCGACUCCAGCGGCCUCAAUAGGCUUAUACAUAGAUUGCGGCUCAAUCUAUGAGACACCAUUGUCAUUUGGAGCUACACAUUUGCUAGAGCGUAUGGCCUUCAAGAGCACUAGAAACCGUAGCCACUUCCGGAUAGUUCGUGAGGUAGAGGCAAUUGGGGGCAAUAUGCAGGCGUCAGCUUCUAGAGAGCAGAUGGGUUACACUUUUGAUGCUUUGAAGACAUAUGUUCCUGAAAUGGUGGAGUUACUUAUUGAUUCCGUGAGGAACCCUGUGUUUCUUGACUGGGAGGUCAAUGAGGAGCUUCUGAAGGUGAAAGCUGAGAUUAAUGAAGCUUCCAAAAACCCUCAAGAUCUUCUUCUAGAGGCUAUUCAUUCUGCUGGCUUUGUUGGUGCUUUGGCAAAUCCACUUUUAGCCCAAGAAUUGGCUAUAAGUAGACUAAAUGGUACAAUUCUGGGAGAUUUUGUCGCUGAGAACUACACUGCACCUCGGAUGGUACUUGCAGCUAAGGGUGUUGAGCAUGAGGAGCUGCUAUCGGUUGCAGAACCUCUAUUGUCUGAUCUUCCUAGUGUACCACAUCGGGAGGAGCCAAAGUCAGUGUAUACUGGUGGUGAUUAUCGAUGUCAAAGUGAAUCAGGGGUGACCCAUUUUGCUCUUGCCUUUCAACUUCCUGGUGGUUGGCAUAAGUUGAAGGAGGCAAUGAUUUUGACUGUUCUUCAGAUGCUACUGGGAGGUGGCGGUUCAUUCUCAGCUGGUGGACCGGGUAAAGGGAUGUAUUCAAGGCUUUAUCUCCGUGUUCUGAAUAAGUACCCGCAAGUUCAUUCUAUUUCUUCAUUCAACAACAUUUACAAUAACACAGGCAUAUUUGGUGUCCAAGUCACAACAGAGUCAGAUUUUGCAUCAGAAGCCAUUGAUAUAGCAGUUAAUGAACUACUUGCUGUUGCUACUCCAGGAAAAGUUGACCAGGUACAGUUGGAUCGUGCGAAACAGGCCACCAAAUCUGCCAUCCUGAUGAACUUGGAAUCAAGAAUGAUUGUCGCAGAAGAUAUAGGAAGACAGAUUUUGACGUAUGGUGAGAGGAAACCUGUGGAGAAUUUCUUGAAGGCAGUGGAUGAAGUGACUUUGCAAGAUAUUGCCUCAAUUUCUCAGAAGCUCGUUUCUUCCCCUCUCACAAUGGCAUCACACGGGGAUGUCGUCUAUAUUCCGAGCUAUGAUUCGGUGCGCAGUAAGUUCCGUUCAAAAUGAGAAUCCUUUUUAAUAAUCCUUCAAAAGUGGAGAAAUUGGUUAAAUUAGGCCGAAGUCCUAGAAGGAGCAAAUGAGUAAGGGCGGAGGGCUCAAAUGCAGACUGUCCCUACAAGAUUGGUUGGCAAAUCGGAGCUUCACAAAUCACAAGAUUCCCUAGGAAAGCAUGCAUUAGUAUUAGGUCAUCUGAGUCUUAUUUGUGGACGCUAGACCCAAGAAGUACAACGCUACAUGAGGUUUAGUGGGUUACGACUCCCAGACUCGUUUAGUUCUUAUUUUGUUGGGCUUUUGCCCCGUUUCUAAUUUAAAAAAAAAAGUAAAAAAAUACACUUUGUUGA
Molecule: messenger RNA, 2160 nt
Organism: Neltuma alba
Lineage: Eukaryota; Viridiplantae; Streptophyta; Magnoliopsida; Fabales; Fabaceae
Product: mitochondrial-processing peptidase subunit alpha
Exons: 13
Coding region: 299-1825 (508 amino acids)
Biological process (GO): proteolysis
Cellular component (GO): mitochondrion
Molecular function (GO): metal ion binding; metalloendopeptidase activity
Source: RefSeq, a predicted model, not a curated record